Molecule: messenger RNA, 972 nt
Organism: Lachnellula hyalina
Lineage: Eukaryota; Fungi; Ascomycota; Leotiomycetes; Helotiales; Lachnaceae
Gene: YFR016C
Exons: 3
Coding region: 1-972 (323 amino acids)
Cellular component (GO): cytoplasm
Source: RefSeq, a predicted model, not a curated record
AUGGCUCGCUCACUAGACCCAACAACUUCACCACACGCUUUCAACAUGUCAGAAAAUCCAUAUUAUUCGGACCCGGCUCUCUACCUCUACACGUCUCUGACAUCUGGAUCGUCUCAUAUUGUCACAGCGACCUCUCGCCUCGAGACGAUCUUGAAAGCCAACAAGAUUCCCUUCAAAGCCCUCGACAUCGCUACAGAUGAGAAAGCCCGCCAGAUAUGGGGCCGUAGAGCAGGAAAAGAUGAAUCUGGACGUGUGAGGAAGAUACCUGGGUUGGUGCAAGAGGGUUUCGUAGUCGGGGAUCUCGUUGAAAUCGAGGACUGGAACGAAUACGGUGAGCUAAAGCAGCACGUCAAGAUCGUAAAGAAUAAGGCAGUAAAAGCCGGACCCUCGACACCCCUAUCCAAACUCUCGGACGCAGUGAUAGCUGCCCAAGAGAACAAGAAGCCUGGUUCUACGCCCACUUCAACAGCCCCCAAAGCCCCAGCGGCAAGUUCGAAAUCCGCAGAAGCUUCAGUCUCGGAUUCGAAGCCCCCGACAGGCGGCGCGCCUACGACUAUAUCCCUAGCAUUAAGACAGGCCGGACAAGAAGCAGCACAAAAGGCAAAGGAUAACAAGAUGACACCACCCGUGGAGACGUUCGACGGAGUAGGAGAGGCAGAGCCGCCAAAAGAAAAGGGGAAAGCUGUACCAGCUCCUCUCACCAUCCCAGAAACGGAACAUGCAAUCGAGACACCAACACUCAUGCAAUCACCCACCUCAACAACCUGGCGACGAGCCCCUGGAUCUGGGUUUGAAAUCAAGACGCCCCGGCAUUCUAUCAGCAAGUUAGAGUCGAUGCAGUCUCCCAAUAGCACGGCUUGGAAGCCGGCAGAUGUUGAGCCGCCUGUGAAGUCUUGUGUCAAAGAGGAAGAGGAUGAAGACGAAGAUGAAGACGAAGAAGAUAGCGAGGAUGAGGCAGAUGAAAAGGAGUGA